Daucus carota subsp. sativus is the source of this 1746-nucleotide messenger RNA. Its product is annotated as serine/threonine-protein phosphatase 7 long form homolog. The transcript has a single exon. Bases 1 to 1746 code for a protein of 581 amino acids. Lineage: Eukaryota; Viridiplantae; Streptophyta; Magnoliopsida; Apiales; Apiaceae. The record is from RefSeq and is a predicted model, not a curated record. Gene Ontology annotation, biological process: meristem development; meristem maintenance.
AUGGCAGAUACUCUGGUAGAAGAGAGAGAAGAGGUGAUGGUUCCAGCCAACAGUGGAAACCCAAUAUUCAGAAAAGCCCAUUUCCUUAAACCCAUGAUCACUGAACACAAUCUCCUUCUUUCUCCACCACCUAAUCCCCUGUUAUUCUCAAAACCCUGUUUCCAAAAACUUGAAAACUGCACUUUACAGUCAUAUAAGGGCCUGCCAUCAGAAAAAUGGAAGCUUUGGGUCCAGAGUUUGAGGCCCAGAUACCAAGAAACAUGGAAGAAAGCUGGGAUAUAUCAUGCAAUCUUGGCUUCAACUCACACAAUUCCAAAAGACAAGAUGCUGAUCUUUGGUCUUGCUGAGAGGUGGUGUGCUGAUACUAACUCUUUUAUUUUCCCUUGGGGUGAGGUAACUAUUAGUCUAGAAGAUGUUGUUUAUUUGGCAUGUCAUUCUGUUUUAGGUGCCUCAUUUUCGACUCCUUUAGAUGAUGAAUUUGUUGAUAUUUUUAAAUGCUUGAAAAAUGAUCAUAAGAGGGUUAGAUUAGGCCAUGGUGGGAAUGUUAGUGCUUCUAGUUGGAUGGAGUAUUUUAUGUUUAGUGGUCAUUCUUUUGAGCAUGAAGCAUUUCUUGCACUGUGGUUGUCUAGGUUUGUUCUCGUUCGGCCUCAGAAUUACAUAGGUAUAAAGGAUUUUCGUGUUGCUAUUCAUUUAUCGCGUGGUGCAAAAAUUGCGCUAGCACCUGUUGUUCUUGCCUGCGUAUAUAGGGAUAUGAGGGUGUUAAAAAAUUCAAUUGUUGAGUUGAUGAGAUUGGAGUCUGUAGUUGGUUUGAGGUUUAUAUCAUGCCACUAUGAUUUAGUGCAGAUGUGGGCGUGGGAGAGGUUUGCGGGAUUAAGGCCAGCUCCAAAUAUUAUAGGAAGGGGAGAGCCUAGAUCAUUAAGGUGGAACGGAGUGAAAAACUCCGAGGUUGAUGAUGUGAGGUCGGCCUUAAGCUCUGCUGAACUGGUAUUUGUGUGGCGUCCUUAUGUUUCAAGCAAUAGUAUGUUGAGUAAUCUGUGCAGGGAUGAUGAACAGUGGGUAGUGGUUGAUUCUGAUGCAUUAGAGUCAUUUGCUCGAUGCUUGAGAACUUCUGAGUUGGUUGGAUUAGGCUAUACAGAGCAGUAUCUUCCCCAUAGAGUAGCUAUGCAAUUUGGAUUAGACCAAGACAUUCCUCAUGUUGUUCGACUUGGUGGGAAUCCCGAAACUGGUUGGACCAGUUAUAAUAGACCUCUUAGAGGUGUGAAACUGUUUAUACCACCUCGACUUUUUAAGGCUGAUGUCACUUCCCGAUAUGUGACUUGGUAUAGAAAGACAAUAUUAUUAUGCACCAAUGAAACAAUGGAGUCGGGUAUGCAGAAUAUGUGGUCUUCAUAUAAGUGCAGGAAGAGUAAACCGUUUACCGAAAAUCAAUCUGGACCAAAAGAAUGUGCAGUUAUAACUAGAAAUUCGAAUUUGACCAACAAACCUGUGGAAAUGAGCAGUCAUAGUAUGUCGUCAAAUACGCGUAAAGAAGGCAAAUCAACUGAAAGACAGACUAAAUUAGAACAAUAUGGAGAAGUGAGUCCAGAGGAUAACAUUGCCAAUGUUGUUGAUGAAAGCUAUGAGGAUACUGCAACAGAACUACAACACCUGGGACUUGAGGCUCGUAUUUGUAGGCUUGAAAGGAUUUUUGAUAAGAUUAAAGCAGCAAGAUUCUGUGCUAGUUCUCAAACAGAUGUAGAUAAUUAG